Molecule: messenger RNA, 10053 nt
Organism: Pocillopora damicornis (cauliflower coral)
Lineage: Eukaryota; Metazoa; Cnidaria; Anthozoa; Scleractinia; Pocilloporidae
Source: RefSeq, a predicted model, not a curated record
CUGCGAGAAUUUCCCGAAAACAAUCCCUCUAGGACAUAUCAGAGGUAAUGCACGGCCCAUUGACAAACUAAGAAAGCAAUCUUUGGGUGUUUGAAUGGGAAAAGAAAUAAUUCUUUGGUGACAAUGGACAAAAAGAAAGAAUUCAAGACACUAUGUCCGCCUACAAGUGUUCAGGGUCACAUUCAACAGAUUUUGAAGCAGAAUAACAGCCUCUCUGGUCAACUCUCAGAAGAGUUAGAAACUAUCGUUGCAACCUUAGUAGCACUUCCCUUCAAAGAUGAACUACAGCGAGGAAUCUUCCUUGAACAAGUACAGAAAUUGCAAGGCUACCACAUCAUUCAGAUUUUCAACUUAGCUGUUGCUCCAUGUCGAAACUCUGUGGUGGAAUCUUCCAUACAUUUUGGGCAAAAUUUCAAGAAACUUGUUGAUAUUUGUAUCCUUUUUUGUUACACCUAUGAUGUGUCGAAGCGAGUUGCCUUUUACUAUUACACGAGCGCUUUACAAUUCUGUUUUCCUUCUGACACCAACCUGAAAUGCCUGUCCUUGGGAGUUCUUUCUAACUUACUGAAACUUGUACAAAUUUUUCAAGAUGGGAAGUUAAAGGCUUCGGCUGACUCUUAUUAUGAUGAUAACUUUAUAUUACUUGGCAAACACAAUUAUACCAAAGAUUUCUUCAGCAGACUGCUCCAGGUUCUUGACAGUAGACGCAAUGAAGACUAUCUAGUCGAGGUCAUCGAUAUAACAGUAAGGUUAGCCUCGGUAGACGACAAAGAUGUGAUCAAAUCAAACGAUUAUGUCGGUGCACUGCGAGAAGGACAGACGGUUUCAUCAUUCUUGGUAACCAACUGGAUGAAACUUCUGGAAUCAGCGAAUGUCAGCAAUGCUUUUGCAUGUGCUUUAGCGGCGGUUGAUCUUUCCGGAGAGAAAAUCGAGCUUCUCGGUGUAGGUUUCCAAUAUUCAGCAUCCACUUUACCUUGUCAAAGUACCAUUUUCUAUUUUUUGGGGGUUUUAGAAGAAAUGAAAAGGAAGGCCGAUAACCUUAGGAUGCCCAACGACAAGACAAGGAUGGACAUACUUUUAAACCAUGUAGAUCACUUCUGCAUCCACCCUAACGUAGCUGCCUUAUCCCUUCAGUUGCUAGCAGCGAUUACUAUUUCCAAUGAUGUCUUGAGAGAAGUUCUCGAUGGAUUCUUUCACAAAGAAAGAACUGAGUCACGAUUCUUGGAAGCAGCGCUCGCGCUCCUCUUAAAAGGUCUGUUGCUAUGUCCAAACGGUGAGCUACUCAACAAAGUCAUGAAUUUUUGGAUAAAAGCUUUUUCUGAUGACCAAGGCUACGGAAAUCUUGCUUGCUUGUUGGCCCUUUUGGAUGAAGGAUCAAGCAGCAAUACGGAAACAGCUGAAAGUGUACUGAUUUUCCUAGAACAACUUCCUAGCACUUUUUUGCCUUCGAUGAUGGUCUGGAGAAAUGUGCUUUGGUGGCUAACUAAGAUCUUUCCAACCUCCUUUCACUUGCGUCAAGAGGUAUUGGUCUUGAUUGAGAAGACUUCAGCUGCAGCUGCAGGACUACCAGUUGAACGGCACUGGCUUGAACGCCCUCCCUAUGGACUGGUACCAACUUUACAAUUUUUACGAAGGGUGUACCAUCAGAAUUGCACAGAAGAAGCUAAGAGCGAGAUGAUUCGGCUGCUCACCUAUUGCACUCUCAAUGAAACAACUAGCAAUUCAUGGGCUCCUUCAUCAGAUCUGGAUCUUGUUGAAUUCUUAAGCGUUUGUGAGCAGCUGCCGUUCAACAUCAAAAAGCAUCUUCUUUGUGAUUCGAACCCAUCCCUUAGGAGGCAAUUGAAAACACUUUGGAAUGAAUUUUCUACUAAAACAAGAUCAAGUCAAAAUCAUAUGUGUAAAGGAGAAAUCUUGAAUGAAGUUCUCUCAAUUGUCAUGACUUUUUCUGCCGAAGAGGGACCUGCGACCAUUCCUGAAGAUGUAUUGGAGGCGUUAUUAUCCCUAUCUAGACUGCCGCUCUCAGGUGAAAGAAAACUUAGAAUCAUCAAGUGCCUUUCGAAUAAAUCUGAAACUAAUUAUAAGAUUGUUCUCUACAUUCUGCGACUAAUGCAAACACAAGCGUGCGUCCUGCAAGAGGAAACAAACGAAUACUUUGAUCUUUUUUGGCAUGCAGUUCUUGAUGCUCUAAAAGGCGACCAUCUGUCAUGUGAAAAGCUACUUUCCAGUCAGCAUUCCACUACUCAGUUUCCUUCCACUAAUGUGUUAAAAGUGUGGACCUUAACUGCCUGCGGACUGAUAUCGCUGGGAUUAUUUAAGGAAGACAUCGAUGUGAAAGUUUGCCGCUCUGUUCUUAGUAUGGCAUGGGGCUUUAGUUCCCCAUAUGAGAUUUUGCAACUUUUCUCUCUUAUGAGAUCAACAGCUCUCAGACUAGCUUGUCUAUCCAGAAGUCAAACGGAAGCUUUUUCGUCCCUUACCGCUCAAGAGUCUUUUAAAGGAUGCUCUACUAAGAAUUUCGAUCUUUUGGAGAUGUUAGCUCGAGCUGCUGGAGCUAUUCUGCAUUUUAAUAUGUUCUCAACUAUGAAUAAGUUGGUAUUGAUCCAGAAAAUGUGCAAUAUUACUCUUAGUAGUCCACCAACUAUGGCAACAUUGACAAGUGCCAUGCACCAUUUGCUUCCCUUUUUUCAAGUGUCUUUGGCGAAAGGCAGUGUUUCAAGCUAUGAGGAAAUCCACUUGCUUAAUCAGGUCAUCGAUAUCUUACAUGAUUCCGCACUGCUGAACAAGCUCGCAAGAAUGCCAACAGCCGUAAGAAGAGACCUUUCGUCUGCUUUUUCUGGAAAGUUUUCCUCAGUGUCUUCCAUAACUGACGGGCUAAAAAUUCUUCUCCUCAUUUCCUCGAUGCAAGACUUGGCUCAAGCAUUUUUCGACCAUUUAGGACCCUUUAUCAAGGUGGCCAUUGAAAAGAUGUCAUCACUGAAGGGCGUUCUAGAUGUUUUCGAAGAGCUGGUGCAUGUUAUUCGUAAUGUUCGACCAGAGCUGAUUCCUUUCACGAUGCUCAACGUUUCGUUUCUGCUGGGAAAUCCUGUCGAUCAACAAGAAAAACAAAAAUUUUUGUCUGAAGUUUCCGCAAGGUGGAAAAUUCCUCCUAGCUACCAGAUAUUGUCGUAUUUUGAAGUCCCAAGACUACUUUGGAAAAUUUACAAUUUUUCAAAUGAUUCAUCGAGGGCAGGGGAGUUGAUGAAGCGUCUGAGAGAAAUCCUGAGGAAAAUCAGCGCCGAUCGAUUUCACUCUGAGUGGCAUUUUGGAUGUCACCAUAUUAUACCUAUGACAAGAAGAAUUGCAUGUUGUGAACUUGAGUGGCUUGUCUUUUAUUCCGCCAUUUCAGAAGAAGAUGCAGGUCUUGCACUAGAUCUGAGUAAUCGUUUCUUCCAAGUUAGCUCUGGUCGACAGGCGAGAUGUUUGAAUUUUUCUGACGUACGAAUUGAAGAUGGGCUCUUCAAGUUUAAACCUUAUGAAGAUGAAAAGCCUUCUGGGGUACGUAGCAAGGGUCUCUGUGCAACACCCGUGGUCAAAGUGGAAUCAAUCCCCACCGACAAGAAGGUGGGAGAGGCCAUUUUAACCCCAGUCUUAAUGGCUGUGCAAGUCAUUUAUCACUUCAAACGCCUAGUCGUACACAAGAAUCAACUUCAUGAGAAUUCCUGGGCGUUUUGGAAACUCAUCUUUGAAUCAGAGAAACAAUUUCGGUGUGCAAAAGGAUGCAAACUCUCCGUAGACGAUUUUAUGCAUUCUUUUUUAUCGAUUCUAGCCGAGGCGCCGUCCUUAGAAAUUGUUUUUCACUGGGCAAAACAGCAUGACCAAUUCUGCCCACAUUGCUGCUCAAAGGUUAUUGUAGAGGCUUGUAAGGUGCAUCGGAACGACCUCGACAAAGAGACUGCCUUCAAUUUUCACACGUUAUUUAGUGAAACGUUGUCUAAGAUGCAAAUGCCUCGCUUUCUUUACUUCAGACGUCUCAAGCCUAGCUUUGAGCAGCUACAUAGGUUUCUGGAGAAGCAGUUGCACAUUAAAGUAAUAUCAAGUGUUCUAGAGCUAUACAAAAUCAACAUCCAGGCUGGUGACACUGUUGGCGAGAUUGUCUCUGUGUGGUCUUCUAUUGAACAGUCACUGGAGCUGGUGAGGGAAAUUCGUCUUUUGUGCGAAAAAGGCGUGAUGUCUUCCUUGAACCGUUUGCAAAGUGAAUUUAUAUUACAGUUACUUGAAUCAUUCGCUCACCGUUGCAAGAAUUCGAGUGGAGAUCUUUUAACUAGGCUAAAGAAACUUCAUGAGUUAUACGACCAGCUGAGAGAUGAUCCGUAUGGCCUUACCAGUUUGCCUAAGUGGAGGCAGGCGACGAUAACAGACGGAUUUUCUGCUCGGGCAAUUGACUCUUGGUGUCAAGCAUUUCUUCUGACGCCACUGAAGGAUCUGAAAUCACACGACAUUGAAGCCAUUUUUUCUCUAAGCUCUCGCUCUGUGCAGCUUGCUAAUGUAGACUCCACGUCGCUGCAAAUUAACACACCUCUGCCUGAGAUGAUCAAGAGAGUCAUCUUUCCUGACGAUGGUUUUCAAGUGAGUGAUGGAGAAGGCAUCAAGACGGGUGAAACUAGCGAACGCAUACGAUUAGCUAGAUUGCUAAGCGAAUUCGUCAAUAUCUUGAGACCUCUACAACCUGAAAAAAAUCUCAAAGAUGCUAAUGUUAGACAAUUAGUUCUCGAUGCCUGCCAAAGGUUUUGCGUUAGCUAUGAAAAUAAAGAGGAAGGGAUCAAACAUCUGUACAAAAUUCAUAACCAGACACUGAAGUCUCUAUUGACAGAGAUCUUUGGUAAGGGAACAUCUCUAAGGAAAGGAACCGACGAACCAAGAAGAGAUGCAAUGUCCGUUGCGAGUCAAGCAUGCUUCCUGCAGGAGUAUUUUCCAGCUGCUCUGAGAUACAAGGAAGUGCAUGAAUCGUUGCUUAUUUUGCUGAGGCGUUGGCUUUCUGGGAUCGUUACCAAACCAACCCUCGUCUCUCAUACUCGAAACAUUUUGCAGCCUCUACUUUCACAUCAAUCCUCUGAUGACUCUAAUGAUGACCCUACUCUAGUGGAAAGAUUACUUGUCACCAUCCAAGGGCGCAUUUUAUCUAUCGAAAGAAAUCAAUCUCUCAUCGCGCAAUUUCAAGCAGUAGGAUAUAAUCAAAAGGAACCAGACAGUCCAGAUCUGUGGUCUUCACCCAAAAUUGAACUUCCUUGCUACCUAAGUGAGCGAAAGUCGCCGAAUGACACAAUAUCUGAUGUCCUUAGAUCACACUGGAAUGAAUGGAAGGAUCUCCUUUCCAUGUACCAUGUUGAAUGUGUUCAAGUCGGUGAUGUCAAAGUACAGAGACACGACCUCUUUGGAGCUCAGGCAACCUUGGAGGAGAUGGAGGAACAGGUUACUGCCGUAAAGGAGUGCGCCAGACAGCUAAGCUCGGAACUUUUUUCCCAUGAUUCCUUCCACUCAGCGGGAGAACUGGACAGACGUAUCGGGCAGCUGAUACGUGGAGAAAAACAGCAUCGAAUGGCCAAUGAAAAACUAUGCAAGAGCAAGAGGGAUUCUGAAAUGAAGAAAUUUGUCGCUGUUUGGGAGAACCAGUUUUUCGAACAGGUCACCCUGUGCUCGGAGAGAAUUCCAGGAUGUUAUGCUCCCAACGGUUUCCACGCCGAGAAACCUGUGAUAUGCGCUCUGUCCGUGGAUAACAGGAUCUUGACCGUAUUCAAAGAGGAGAAAGGGCGCAGAGAGGAAAUCGAAAAUGUUGAGGUGAAGCUCUUUGAACCUGGUUUGUACGUGUACGGGUUGCAUACCAGUGGUCAUGAGUACGUCACUGACGAACUAUGGGCCGCGUUUUAUAAGAUGCUAUUAGAAAAACGAUUGGUGCCCAGAAUUGUCUUGUCCAACGAAAGCCCAGGAUUUAAUUGGAUAAAGAAUUUUGCACAACCUGCCACAAGUCUUCCUUAUCCCAGGAAGUGGGACCUUCAUGAGGGGAUUGUUCCUGAAAAGGAAGACUAUUUCGAUUACUUGCCACUCUAUGCAGCGUUGGGGAACCGCGUGAGUGGAUUGACAGAAUUUGUCACUCUAACGACCGAGAACGUUAGCAGUUUUCAGUUCAAAGAUUUGAAGGUUUUUCAAAUUAACUUUGUUUGGUCAAUGCUAGAAGCGUGCGGCCGGGUUUACAGAGAUAGUUCCAAAGUUUUGCUCGACAAACUCGAAUGGCUAACCGAUUUACACGGCUUAGAUGUUUUAAAUUACGGCCUUGAUCGGCUUCCAAACUGGCGCAGGUUGAUGACGGCGGACGGACACCCUGCCCACGUGAUUGACAAAUGGUGUGUGUUUUUCCUCUUCACGCCCAAAGAGAAUUUUUCUCUGCGGGAUGUUGAUGCAGUUCUUGACCUCAAUCCCACGUCUCUGCAGCUCGUUCAAAAUUCCUCUGAGAAUAUCAAAAGAUGUUUAUUUUCAGGAAACAGCUUUCGAGAAACGCAUUUGCAGGGAGAGGAAUCACCAAACCCUUUGAUCAAGGAACACCUUCGACUGGCUAGAUUGCUUAGCGAAUUAAUUCACAUAUUGAAGCUCCGUAUGUCUGAAAAAACUGCCAUCGAUGCUGUUGUUGAGAAAAUUGUGGUCCAAGCUUGUAACAAGCUUUGCAUGAGUCAUAUGGGAAAAAUCAAGGAGGAAGAAGAUGAAGUCACCAAUACAAAAAACAGAACCAAACAGUUAGAAGACAAAAAACAACAGGAAGAUGACAAAACAAAUACGGCAGAGGACAAAUCCAAAAAGGGAGGAGACGUAACCAAAAGGGAAAAAGAGCAAACCAAUACGACAGUAAGCAACUCAAAAAGGAAAGAAGAAAAAGAGGUAGAAGCCAGAUCCGAGAACAUAGAAGAAAACGAGGGAGAAAAGACGGCAGAUAAAACAGAAGAUACAGACGACGAACCCAAAAUUGCAAAAGAUAAAAUCAAAAGUAGCAAUCCCUACAGAAUCCUCCGCCAGACACUUGAGGCCCUUUUCAAUGAGUUGUUUGCCAAACAACCCACAAUCGCCGAUAAUCAAUCCAGUUUUUCAAACUGUGGUGAGGCACGUCAGGGACAAGAGAGCGAGUUAAGUUCGACCGGUCCCGUCUUGAAAAGUUCGACUUUGCCGCCGCAUAAUCUCCCAAAUGAAGUUUAUGAGUCAAUGCUGGUAUUAAUGCGACGCUGGUUGUCGGGUAUCGCCAACAAACCAACCCUCGCUUCAAACACUAUGAAGAUUGUUAAAUCACUUUUCUCAUUCUCGUAUGAGAAAGAUCAUUCCCAGAUAGAGAAGUUACAAGACGAGAUUCGACUUCAAAUUCUAUCAUUUCCAAGAAAUCAGCUUCUUCUUUCUCAAUUUCAAGCAGCAGGCUACAACCAAGGAGACUUGGUGGACUCUAAGGACCUUUGGGCUUCGCCCUCUCUCGAACUCUCUUGUUCCCUCAGUAAGAGUGAUUUCCCAAGUGAGAAACGAUAUAAAACGAAACUAACGAAUGUCCUCAGGCUUCAUUGGAUCCAAUGGAAGGACCUGCUUUUCAUGCUGAAGAUUCACUCUAUAAAGAUCGAUGACUGUGACUUUCCCACGAGAGAUCUUUUUGGAAUUCAAGCUUCGCUGGAUGAAAUGGAGAAGCAGGUUGCGGCAGCUGUAAAAGAAAUUGGUGGGCGGAUUGAGUCUGAGGACGUUAGCAGACGCGUGACGCGACUAAUUCGUGAAGAGCAGCGACACCGUGCCAGAGUGACUAAAUUCCAUAAGAGAAAAGAGACUGACAAGCCUUGUAAAAAUAAGACGGAAAAAGGGAAGACAAAACUGGUGGCUGUGUGGGAAAACCGAUUUUUAGAAAACAUCAAACUUUGCUCAGAGUUAAUUCCAGGUUGUUACGCCCCCAACGGUUUCCACUCUGAGAAACCUGUGAUUUGCGCUUUGUCCGUGGACAACAAGAUCUUGACUGUGUUCAAAGAGGAGAAAGGCCGCAGAGAGGAAAUCGAGAAUGUCGAAGUUAAGCUCUUUGAAGCUGGUUUGUACGUGUACGGGUUGCAUACCAGUGGUCAUGACUACGUCACUGACGAGCUGUGGGCCGCAUUUUAUAAAAUGCUAUUGGAAAAAAGAUUGGUGCCCACAAUUGUCUUGUCCAAUGAAAGCCCGGGAUUUCAUUGGAUCAAGAAAUUUGUACAGCCUGUAAAAGUACAUCCCUGCUUCUGGAAGUGGCACCUACAUUGCGGCAUCGUUCCUCCAGAAGAAGACUAUUUAGACUACCGCCCAAUUGAAGCAGCCCUAUGUCCUUGGUUACACGGACUGAGCGAAUACCUUACCUUAACAAGGAUAAACGUCGCUAGGUUUCGUUUCAGAGAUUUCAUGGAUGCUCAAAUCGUUGAGAGGAAAGAGCAGCAGGCGAAAGAAGUGGCAAGAAAAUUCAAGGCCAUUCCUCAACUGGAACGGGAAUUGCACUCGCUACACAACGACGCCUCAGUAAUAGGGAAACUGGCAUUGAAACUGGAAUUCGCUGUCAAGAAAACACUCACCCAAAUUGUAAAGGGAGAAUGGCCCACCACAGAAACUGUCAAGAAGCAUAUUGAUAUGAGAAGGCUGGCGUUUAUCAAAUGUGAAGAGUGCAAAUUGAAAAUUCAAAAAUGUAGUUGUAAAAGUUACCAUGAGGAUUAUGCAACUAUUGUACUUAGGGUGUGUGAAAACGUCCAGGAAACACUCUUAGUUUUGCUUUUCUGUGUGUUUCUAGUCAAUCUGUUUGCUCUGGACUAAUAAAGCUCUUGGUUAGGGGGUUUUAGGAAAACGCUAGUUGAAUGAGGACACAUCUUCCGAAUAAAGUUUCUUUGGAGAGACCUAAUUUUCUUUUAGUUUUAUUUUGUUUUGCCCUUUUCUGGCCUCCACUGAAAGGCAGAGCGACGCCUAAAAAAGUAGGAACCACUCAGGGGUCAAAGGUGGUUGGGCUGCAGACAAAAGUUUACUUUUGUCGUUUAGCUGUUUCCUUUGUUUUCGUUAUUUUUUAGAGGGCUCUUCUGUAGAGUGUUGUGAAAUUAAACCAAAGUAAUCUAAACGAAUGAAAAUAUAAGUAAUACGAAAAAUGAGCCAACAAGAACGCAAAGUAAAAACAUGCAAACUGUUCAGGGUGCAAGAAAACACGGGUGACAAAGCCAUGCAUGGUCUUAGUUUUAAAGUCGACUUUCUGGACCAAUUACUGAGCUUAGUAGAGAAAAAAAAAGUGAUCUUGAAUUACUUUAAACGCUCAACCGAAAGUGCUCUAUGCGCAGAACAUAGUUUGUUAACCGGAGAAAUGCUACAAUAAAAUUACAGGACUUUAAGAAGCUGAACCUUUUAAUAUCUACAUACUGACAUUCAAUCAAAAAUCAGAUCCAUUUCAUAAGUACCUGACUUUAAGUGUUUUACUAUUAAAUAUUAUUAGCUAUGCCAAAAUGCUGACUUCUAUUAGUUAUUUGCUACAGUGAACUGAAAUCUUGAAGGUGUACAGGGUCUGGUUGGUAGCCAGAGCUAAGUCAAGAUAUAGUGAAUGGAUCCAAUCCAGAGAUAACGAAGAUCAUGUGGCCUGAUCGUCCGGGUUGGAGCGGUCCUGGUCCUAACUGAUGUCGAACACCUUAAACAGAAGUUACCUUCAGAGUCAUGUGAGUUAGACAUAGCCCAAUUCAGGACUACUCUCACCUGGACAAUCAGACUACAUGAUUGAAUAAGUGAAAAUUGGUAACUUUUAAUUGCUACCCAGGCAGAGGUUUGAGCAGGGGAAAAUAAGUAAUCAAUGUGACUUGGAACUUGACAUAUUUCACAUAGAAUUGAGUGAGAGACCCAGUGAAUCUUGAAAUGACCAGCUACUCAACCUUUAGCACCAAAACCAUGACAAGUGAAGUAAACAGUCAAUACUAACACAAACUGUAAUAGAAUAAUUCAGAUCAGUUUAUAUCAAUUGUGAAAAGUGAAUCGUCCAUUCCUAUAAACUGGUAUCAAUAAAGGACUGAGAGGAAUUUCAAAGUA